Acanthosepion pharaonis is the source of this 3549-nucleotide messenger RNA. The record is from the annotation of a GenBank genome assembly. NCBI's taxonomy places the organism in Eukaryota, Metazoa, Mollusca, Cephalopoda, Sepiida, Sepiidae.
AUGCUUCUUUCUAUUUUUCAUUAUUCUUUCUUUUCUUUUUUCCUUUCCUUUCUCUUUCCUUUUGAUGUUUCCUUUCUUUCUUUUGAUGUUUCCUUUCUUUCUUUUGAUGUUUCCUUUCUUUCUUUUGAUGUUUCCUUUCUUUCUUUUGAUGUUUCCUUUCUUUCUUUUGAUGUUUCCUUUCUUUCUUUUGAUGUUUCCUUUCUUUCUUUUGAUGUUUCCUUUCUUUCUUUUGAUGUUUCCUUUCUUUCUUUUGAUGUUUCCUUUCUUUCUUUUGAUGUUUCCUUUCUUUCUUUUGAUGUUUCCUUUCUCUUUCCUUUUUUCCUUUCUUUCUUGUUUCCUUUCUUUCUUGUUUCCUUUCUUUCUUUUGAUGUUUCCUUUCUUUCUUUUCUUUUUCCUUUCUUUCUUUUCUUUUUCCUUUCUCUCUUUCCUUGCCUUUCUCUAUUUCCUUUUUUCCAUUUCUUUUUGUUUCUUUUCCUUCCUUUCUUUUCUUUUUCAUUUCCUUUCCUUUCUCUUUCCCUUUUCCUUUCUCUCUUUCCUUUUUUCCUUUCCUUUCUUUUCUUUCUCUCUUUCCUUUUUCCUUUUCUUUCUCCCUUUCCUUUUUCCUUUUCUUUCUCCCUUUCCUUUUUCCUUUUCUUUCUCCCUUUCCUUUUUCCUUUUCUUUCUCCCUUUCCUUUUUCCUUUUCUUUCUCCCUUUCCUUUUUCCUUUUCUUUCUCCUUUCCUUUUCCUUUUCUUUCUCCCUUUCCUUUUUCCUUUUCUUUCUCCCUUUCCUUUUUCCUUUUCUUUCUCCUUUCCUUUUCCUUUUCUUUCUCCUUUCCUUUUCCUUUUUUUCUUUUCCUUUUCCUUUUCUUUCUCCCUUUCCUUUUCCUUUUUUUUUCCUUUUUUCUUUUCUUUUUUCCUUUUCUCUUUUCUUUUUUCCUUUUCUCUCUUUUUUUCCUUUUCUCUCUUUUUUUCCUUUUCUCCCUUUCCUUUUUCUUUUCUCCCUUUUCUUUUUUCUUUUCUUUUUCCUUUCCUUUCUCUUUCCUUUUUUCCUUUUCUUUCUCCUUUUCCUUUUUUCCUUUUCUUUCUCCUUUUCCUUUUUUCCUUUUCUUUCUCCCUUUCCUUUCCUUUUUCCUUUCUCUCUUUCCUUUCCUUUUUCCUUUCUCUCUUUCCUUUCCUUUUUCCUUUCUCUCUUUCCUUUCCUUUUUCCUUUCUCUCUUUCCUUUUUCCUUUUUUGUUUUGUUUCCUUCCUUUCUUUUCAUGUUUCCUUUCUUUUCUUUUUCCUUUCCUUUCUCCGUUUCCUUUUUCCUUUCCUUUCUUUUCUUUUUUUCCUUUUCUCUCUUUUUUCUUUCUUGUUUUCUUUUUCCUUUUCUCCCUUUCCUUUUUCUUUCCUUUCUUUUCUCCCUUUUCUUUUCUUUUUUCUUUUCUUUUUCCUUUCCUUUCUCUUUCCUUUUCUCCCUUUCCUUUUUCCUUUCUUUUCUUGUUUCUUUUCUUUCUUUUCUUUUCCUUUCUUUUCUUGUUUCCUUUCUUUUUUCUUUCUUUCCUUUCUAUUCUCUUUCCUUUUUUCCUUUCCUUUCUCCCUUUUCUUUUUCUUUUCUUUCCUUUUUCUUUUCAUGUUUCCUUUUUUUCCUUUCCUUUUUCUCCUUUCUUUUUUUCUUUUCCUUUCUCCCUUUCCUUUCUUUUUUGUUUCCUUUCUUUCUUUUCAUGUUUCCUUUUUCCCUUUCCUUUUCCUUUUUUCCUUUCUCUCUUUCUUUUCUUUUUCUUUUUUCUUUCUUUUCAUGUUUCCUUUCCUUUCUCUCUUAUCUUUUUCUUUUCUUUCUUGUUUCCUUUCCUUCCUUCCUUUUCAUGAGAUUGUGGGUUGGUAUCGAUUCCGUCCCCAUUCUUCUCUGCGUGUCUCACUGAGGGAAACCGCUGUCCACCGAAGCCUUUUGCAGACCCUGGGAAUCCCUCAAACAGAACAUUUUGUCUUCCUCUUGACAACAACAUCGGCCACCUCAAACUUGUCAACACAUUCAUAUGAUCACGUGAUAUACAAGUUGACCAGUUCCAAUGAAUUCACAAGCAUGUCACUCUCUGUAAUAAAUCUCGGUGAUACAACCCAUUCUCAGUACAAACAUCACAGUGCCAUUGUAACCCCAACUGGAGCUGGCAGGUAUCAAUCAGUCAUCAAAAGGUUUGAAAGCCAGUUCCAUGAUGACACAGGCGGAAUAAAAGAGGUCGGUCUUAUCCAAGAAUUGGCAGCAAAUCUAAUUUCCCAAUUGGAGAAAAUCAGCUUGUUGGUGUCAGACGAAGAGAAACAAUUAGAGGAAUUGGAAAAGGAAGUAGAGAAGUAUGAGCAGGUUGCUAAGCAACUGAACAAUCGGCCAAAAUCUGGACAGUCACCUUUGUCUCAGGUCACCAGCCAAAAUUCUGGGAUACAAGAUGAAGAAGCCAACCCAAUUAAACAACACUCAAACAGAGAGUCGAUGGGCACUGACAAAGAACGUCUCAUAACAGAUUUCUUAAACAAUACUGAAAGUGAACACAAAAUCCAACUCGAAGUUCAUUUAACUAAGAGCCAGCAAGGUAACAAUCCGAGCGGACUGUUUGGUGGUGACAAUUUCAUGUCAUCAUCUUCAUCAACGUCUCUAACACAGCCCACUCAAAACUCUGGGGAGAGUCUAUUGCAUCAACUUACUGAUGAAGAAGACGCCAACCUUUCUGUACCUUUAAAACCCAGUUCGAUCGCUACAUGUAAUAACAACGCUGUAAGCGGCAACAAGAAAAGCGGCAUUGUCAGAGGGGAUGGCAGCUCUCUGUCUGCAAUGACAACAACCACAUUUAACAGUGUUGGUGUUGUGGACCCUAAAAAACCAGCAUUGGCACCAGACCAUUUCUCAUUUGUCGAGAAUGUACUGAAGGAGGCAAAGGAAAUGCCAGAAAUGAUGAACGGUGAAGAUUCUCUGCAUUUAGACAACUGUGUUACAGUGCCGGUGGGAGCUCAAUUGCAGUCACCUCCAGGCAUUGCGAACAUGUGCAGUCAGAUGUCUGCAAAGAACAGCCUACGUUCAAAGAACGAUUCCUUACCAGAGUCAACCAACAGCAACACAAAUGCUGUUUCUGCUGCAACGAGCAGUGGGGGAACACGACGGAGGACACGCAGUCGGUCUGACCAACAACAACAACAAAGUGUGUCCACAACAGCAGCCAAGCCUUCAACUGUGACCCGCUCCUAUUCACCAUUGUCUGCUCGAAACGCCUCACCCUCCCCAACUCCGACAACUGUAGCAAGCAGUGGUACUGACAGCGGCAGCAGUAGUCCACGGCAUAUGAGAACACGCACUCCACAAUCUCGGGGUACAGCUGUCACUACAGCAAGUACGCGUGAAUCCAGGAUCGACUCAAAUCGUAGCAGCACCUCAAAAGCUGACUCUCUAAAUAAAGAAGUACAGAAGUCACCUAUCCGCCGUUGCCGGCCAUCACGGCCAAAAGAAAGAACUUUGUCAUCAAGCAAUUCCCCAAGUCGAAGAGACGCUACCAGCAUUGACUAUAGUUCUGUGAGAUGCGAAAGAUCUGUAUCUCCAUUCUUCUAA